UCUGUUGAAAUUAAGAUCUCUCCCUUCUCUUUCUUUCUUUAAACAUCGACAACUACGUCGACCUAAAUAUUUUUAAAAGUAUUACAUAUAGUAUUUAUAUUACAUAUCAUUGCAUAUCACCAAAUAGCUACAAAUUAUUUUACACUCAAUUAAAGUCAGUGCAGCUAAAACGAACGAAUAAUAUAAUGGCUUUUGUACGAAGGACGUGGUUGGAUUUUUGGAUUAAUUCGAUAAGAGAACACAGAGAGAAAACUUUUUCCAGCUUCUCUUUAUAAUUGCAAAUGUGAUUUUUUAUAAAAUUCAAGUUUGUCGCUUAUUUUAUGCAGCUAUCUCAAUCAAAUCUUUAAAAAGUAUAUCCAGACACUUUUUUUUACAUGAAAUAUUGUGAUACUUUUUAAACUUAUAAGAGAUUAAAAAACAAGUUUUGCAUAUUGAAAUUGAGAAGAGAUUUAUAUACUGGGUGAAAAGAUGGAACAGAAUUUUGGAUUUGUGGAUAUGUUAGAAGAGAGACGAAAGGAUUGUGACUUCUUUUGGGCAACACGUCCCAUGAAUCCUUUAUUACCACACAUGUUGCCAACGGAAUUAGUUUAUAAUAGGGAUGAGAUAAUACAAUCUGUUUUGCUUGAUGCUCAAGUCAGAGCUGUAAUUGAAACAAUGGCAAAGACAACAGCAGUUGACGUAAAAGAUGUUGAAAAUAAUGCUCGUGCCAUGAUAAACGAGAUGGCUAGUAGAGCAGAUUUGGCAACAGUUCGUUGGCUAGGUAUUUUCAUUACAAAAGCUAUGAAGAGAAUGUUCUGGAGAAUUUAUGUAAAUGAAAUCAAUCUUUCCAACUUGAGGAGGGAAACACAGAUAUCUCAGAUACAGUAUGUUUAUGUACCGACUCAUAGAAGUUAUCUGGAUUUUAUUCUGCUGUCGUACAUUCUUUUUUCUUACGACAUGGCAUUACCGAAUAUCGCGGCUGGUAUGGACUUUUACAAUAUGAAAAUAAUUGGAGAACUAUUGCGAAAAACUGGAGCGUUUUAUAUACGACGUAGUUUCUCUAACGAUUUAUUAUACAAGCAAAUUUUUCGCUCUUAUAUCAACAAUAUCGUUAGUCAUAGCGAUAGAGCGAUAGAAUUCUUUCUCGAGGGUACUCGAAGCCGUAGUCAGAAAAGCACAAUGCCGAAAUAUGGUCUUCUAGCCAUUAUCUUGGAAAGUUUACUUCAAGGCGACGUACCCGAUAUACAUUUUAUACCUAUGAGUAUUAGUUACGAACGACCACCAGAAGAAUUAUUAUUUACUUACGAAAUACUAGGAGUUCCGAAGCCGAAAGAAAGCACAGCCGGACUUUUUCGAUCAUUUUCUAUAUUACAGAAGCCUUUCUCUUAUGGUCGCAUUUACUUUAACAUUGGAAAACCAAUUUCUGCUCGUCAAUUUGUAGAUACAGUACAUCGCAAAAGGAAAGUCAUAAAUCCCUCUUUCAAAAUCUCAUCAUCGAUUGUAGAAGAUGUAGCUUAUCAUAUAAUAGAAUCGCACAAGAACAAUACUGUACUUAUGCCGAUCAAUAUCGUUGCCUUGCUCUUCAAUGAAAGACUCCAGAUGAAACCAAAGGAACCGUAUACACUUGAUUCAUUGACCAAAGAUUAUCGAUGGUUUAAAAACUUUAUUACCAAAAAAUUGAGAGCGUUAAUGUAUGAAACCAAAAAAAUCAAUGAUAAUGAUGAAAUCAAACAAGAGAUAUUAGAAUCUUUAAAACCACAUGACGAAUUAAUUGUAUUUGAUUCAUUAAAUACAUUAAAACUCAAACAACGACAUAAAGCAAGUAAAUUACUGAAUCAAUCAUCAAAUAUCAAAGGACAUUCUUUAUCUGAACGCACUAUGCAAAUAGCAGUACCUGCCAUUAAUAUUGCAAUUUAUAUCAAUCCAACUUUGACUUUUCUGGCAGAAACAGCUUUCUUUACUGCAACGAUAGAAGAAAAUGGUACUCAAAACGGAAUAGCUUUUGAGCGAUAUCAGGUACUAAGAAAAUUGCUCAGCACUGAGUUUGUAAUACGUCCGAGUGAAGAUAAAGAUUUAAUUAAAACAGAAUGGGAAAGGACAUUGAAUAUAUUACUGUCGGAAGAUUGCUUAUAUAUAGCGAAAGACUCGAUUCGUCCAGGAAAAAAUACGCAACUGUUUUCUAUUUUGCAUAAUGUGAUAUUACCAUUCAUAGACGUGAUAUAUGUGAUAUGUACUUUAUUAUUCGAGUGGAAUGAAAGAACAUCAGACAAACUCACGGAUCGGACGAUUCUUGUGGAAGCGCAGAAAGAAGUUGAAAGAUUAAUGCUCGAAACUAGAGAUUGGUGUCAGCAUCCCUACUGUUUAUCUCUUGAUCUCUAUAAUACAACAUGGUUCAAUUUAUUAUCGCAAGGUAUUAUUAUUACACACCCGGAACGUAGCAAUAUAUAUCAAACGGAUAAAGCGAAAUUAGCAUAUCUUAUCGACGUAUUGCGUGAGUUACCAUUACGACGUCCCGUAGGAACCUACGUCGACGCGCUACCUUUCAUUAUUUUAACGUCAUCGGUGAAUACACAAGCUAAAUUGUAAUGUUCAUUUAUUGCGAAAUAAUAACGGUUUCGGUAUGUUAAUACUAACAGUGAUGUAAUAACACUAAUUGACAAAUUGAUUAACUUUAUACAAAAAUUUAGAUAGGAAAUGGACUAAUAAGCCAGGCACAGCAAACUUUUCUUAAAAUAUCUUUCAAUCAACAUUUUGGUCCUUUCUUUUAUUUGGGCCAUUUUUUCAUUGUUAUUUGAUUAAGUUUAAUUAAUAAAUAUUUUGAAAUACAUUAUUAUAUAAUAUGUACAUUCCAAUUUUGCUCAACAAAAGAAUGAUUGAUGAUGAGAUACCGAUAUCCAUAUACAAAUAUGCUCUAUUAUUGAUGAUACAAUGAUGAGAAUCAAAUGUUUUUUCGUACAUGUUCUCAUAAAAAUUAAUAUUGGAAAAUUGGAACUUAAUAAUUAUCAUAAAGCUUGUAUAAUUUUUAACCAUUUAUUGUUUCAUAUAAAACGUCCAAACGUAAAUUAUUUCGACAUUGACUAUGAAGAUAUUAGUAACAAGAGAGAAAAUUUUAAAAAAUCUUAUUUUAAAAAAUAAAAAAUAAUUGAAAUUAUAACAUGAAUAUUUGCAAAAUAUUAAAAUUAUUUUUAUCCUUCUAAGCGGACUUAAAUUUUCAUCCAUAUUUAAAUUAUUAUUUUGAAAUAAAUUUAUCGAUUGGUCACACACACUUUACUAAAAAUUAUGCAAGUUUAAAAAAUAGAUGAAAGAUAUUAACUUUCGCAUUUAUUACUUUUUCUCUCUUUUAAAAAACAUUUUAUUCUCUUUUUUCGACAUAUUAUGUUUCACAUUGAAUCAUUCACUCUCUAUAAUUGUAUUCCCACUACAAAAUAUUCAAAUUUAAAAGUCAGAAACAAAACUAUUCAUAUUAUUAAGUAUUCUAGCGGCGUCGUCAUCGAGAUCAGUGGAUCUUUUUCUUUUACCAAGAAAAACCGUUGCAGCUGUUGUAGUUGUCACAGUAUUACUCAUAUUCCGAAACAGGAGCUGCAAAGAUUCCAUUGUCAAUAACACGCCAAAGAAAAGAAAAAAAUAUAGUUGUAGCUAAGGUAAGAUAUUCUAGAAGAGAGAAAGAACAAAAUGUAUCUGUGUCGCAAACAAAAUAUUUCUUACCAUUACUAAUCGAACAAGAUAAACGGCAAACGUGAGGAAUGAUAUAGCCAUCAGGGCUCCUUCUAUCGAUGGAAAUCCUAAGGAAUGAUCAUCGUGACCGUCAUAGCCAUGUCCGUGAUAAUCCGCACCUCUUACUUUUCGACUUGGCGACAUGGUAGCGGUGAGGCGAGACUCUGUCAAUGAAUUAAAAUGUAAAAGCUUUAAAACAAAAUCAUACUGCUCGAGAUACUAUAAAUCUAUUUUUUUUUCAGCUGAACUGGCUGCAUUAGUUCAGAAUUUAUAUUUCCUUCCAAUGUGUCAAAAAGAUAAACUCUGAAUUAACCAGUUCAGCUAAAAAGAAUAAACCUUCCCAGAUAGCAAAAGUAGUCAUUUUGACUACUUCAAUGACUACGUCAAAUUAUGUUAUUUUGAAAACACGUCAAAAUGAUGUCAUAAUUACUGUGGCUAUCUGGGUUAUGUGGUAUCACAAAACGGUACGAAAAGAUUUUACCUAUUUCCGACAUUAAUGUUUUUUCAAACAUUUUGAGAAAGUGAAGUUUUCCUUCGAAUGACACUGGCUGCGACUUCAGGGUACGAUGAACAUUCUUAAGUACGUCUAUGGGCAAAUAUUGAAAUAUACCAUCGUCCCUUUUCAGUGUGUAGUUGUAGUAUUUAUCUCGUGUUUCUUCUUGUUUGUGCGUAGUAGUAAUAGUCGGCGAUGAUUGAGUUGUAAAUGUAUUAAAUCCCGUCGUAUCCUUUGUCGGUGAAAUUGUAUUAUAUCUGUUACUUAAUUUAUUCUAAAACAUUAAAAUUGUUUAUAAUAAUUAAA
Messenger RNA from Nylanderia fulva, 4492 nucleotides. RefSeq names its product dihydroxyacetone phosphate acyltransferase (gene Dhap-at). Gene Ontology annotation, molecular function: glycerone-phosphate O-acyltransferase activity; glycerol-3-phosphate O-acyltransferase activity. Gene Ontology annotation, biological process: ether lipid biosynthetic process; fatty acid metabolic process; triglyceride biosynthetic process. The record is from RefSeq and is a predicted model, not a curated record. Lineage: Eukaryota; Metazoa; Arthropoda; Insecta; Hymenoptera; Formicidae. Gene Ontology annotation, cellular component: peroxisomal membrane; mitochondrial membrane.